AUGUUUGUUGUCGCAGUAGCAAUGUGCUAUGAUGUUCUGUUCGCCUGCAUAAUACUUCUGGGAACAAGUAGAGUGGCAUUGACCGUCCGGCUCCAGCCGUUCGUGUUUCCGGAGAAGACAGUUGUGGGCACGAAGGUCUCCGUGAUGUGCACCACCGUGGAAGAAAUUCCCAACGUCCAGUUUCGGUGGUACAAAAACGGCAGCCCGUUAGCCGCUUCCGAGUCGGAUUCUCGCGUGCGACUAAGAACCUUCCCGGAUGUCUCGACCCUCGUCAUCGGUCCUCUCGAAGAAGGCGACAGCGGUAACUACACUUGCACCGGUACCGCCAGGUCCAGGAGCGAUUCCCACACCGAAGUGCUGUCCGUCUUGGGUGAGCUUGUCCGGACAACGUUACAAAAUAGUUCUUCUUACUCAGAAAAGCAAAACGGAUGUGAUUUUAAAAAAAUUAUAAAAGUUCCACCUAAGUGGAUUCAUGAACCGCACGACGCUGAUCUCCGGGAGGGACAGAACCUGUCUGUUCGAUGCGCAGCAACAGGACGCCCGACACCGACUAUUCAAUGGAAGCUAAAAGGAAACACGAAUGGGGUUCCGGUCAACAAGUCCCGUGCAGAGCUGCUGACCAUUUCGAAGGCAACCAAGGACGUCGCCGGGACAUACGUCUGCACAGCCGGCAACGGACUCCCAGGCACGUUGUCCAAGGAAAUAAGAAUUAAAAUUUUCGGUGAGCAUUCUCUUCGUUGGAAGCACCUAUAA
Ixodes scapularis (black-legged tick) is the source of this 753-nucleotide messenger RNA. RefSeq names its product neurotrimin-like. The record is from RefSeq and is a predicted model, not a curated record. Gene Ontology annotation, cellular component: plasma membrane; axon. NCBI's taxonomy places the organism in Eukaryota, Metazoa, Arthropoda, Arachnida, Ixodida, Ixodidae. The transcript is spliced from 5 exons. Bases 1 to 753 code for a protein of 250 amino acids. Gene Ontology annotation, biological process: homophilic cell-cell adhesion; axon guidance; dendrite self-avoidance. Gene Ontology annotation, molecular function: cell-cell adhesion mediator activity.